This is a messenger RNA of Rattus rattus (black rat), 3224 nucleotides long. RefSeq names its product collagen alpha-1(I) chain-like. The record is from RefSeq and is a predicted model, not a curated record. Lineage: Eukaryota; Metazoa; Chordata; Mammalia; Rodentia; Muridae. Bases 1 to 2271 code for a protein of 756 amino acids. The transcript is spliced from 4 exons.
AUGGGAAAACCAGAUGAUCGGGAGACCGCGUGGGCUGCAGGCGACCCGCCAAGCCGCGGGGCCUCCCGCAAAAGCAAGGCCUGGGCGCGCCGGCACUCCCGCGCUGCCCAGCCUCAGUCGCCCAAGGCACUGGGAAGGGCGCGAGCCGGAGAAGAAAGGCUCUUCCCGCCGGUCGAUCCGGCUCCGCGGAACACCCGAAGCGCAAGGAGGCGACUGCGGCGGCCGGACGGUCCCCGCGCCACGCUAUGUCCCGGGUGCCCAAGACACUCCCAGCCAGCCCCUUUUACGAAACUUUCUUUUUUGCUUCGCCCCACCCGAAAAGUGCGGUCCCCGCGAGGGCGCCGAGGACAGCGGGCGGAGGGCGAGGAGGAAGUGGUGCCCGCGGGAGCGCGGCUGGGCAGAGGAAAUGCCCGCGCCGCCCGCCCCCGCCCUUGCAGCCCGCCCCGGCCCCCCGCCCCGCCGCGACUUUGGCGGGCCGAGCCCCGCGCGCCACUGGCGGCGGCAGCGGCAGAUGUGGCCCCGGCUGCCCCAAGGAGCCAACAAUGCCGGGCCGGCAAAACAAAAGGGAUUCGCUUCGCGUCUUUCCCGGCCUCUCACUUACACUCUCGGGGAACCGCGCGGGAUCCCGGGCCAACAGGGGCCGCGCCCCCAGGGGCCCCGAGCCACGCGCGCCCCGACUUGUCCCCGCCGACCCCGGUCUCUACUCCCCCCUGCCCGCUCGCCUUCCAGGCGCAAGGCCUGCCGCACCCCGUCAUGCUCGGACUCCUGGUCCCCAGGGAUCCGGCCGUAUUGUCCCCGCGGCGCGCAGCGCGCUCGUCUGAGAUCGCCAGCGGCCCCCGCGCGCGCACCCACCGGGCUCCAGGAGCAAGCCCGGGGCGCCUAGGAAACCGUCGUCAGACGCCGCCGCCGCUGCCCUCCGGACGCCGCUGCGCGCCGGGUUUUUCUUUCCUUUUUUUUCCAAUCCUGAUGGGAAGGAAGGUGACCGCCUACUUCGCAUUCAUCAACUCUCAUCACAACAACAAAAAUCCUGGAGCAAAGGGCGGCCAGCAAGCGCAAUCGGUGGCGAGGGGCAGAGGACCAGAACCCCCAGGCGGGGGUCCACUCCGGGGCGUAGUGUAUGGACACAGGGCUGGGGGCGCUGACCAAAGAUGUCCUCGGAUGCCGGCCCGGUGUCCUUCGCCCUCCUCCUUCUCCCGGAGUGGCGCAGUGAGGCGCGGGCACGGUGCCCCAGCCAGCGGCCGCAGGAGGAGGAAAGCGCAGAGAAAAGGAAAGGAAAGGACGGAAGCGGCGCGGGCCGCUGCUCCGGUGCCCUCCGGCUGCGCAGGAGCGAGGCGGGAGGCGAGAUACUUCUCACUACAAAUCGGCUCUCUCCGGGGAUUAGCAGCUACACGAAAGUGCAUACUGGCGCUGCGGGCAGCCGAGGGGGCCGGGCAAGGCAGACACUCCCCGGCCCAGCCCCGCGCCUCCACUGAGACUCUGGGGACGCGCAGGGGUCCCGCAGCCGGUGGGGUGACUUCGCCCUCCUUCCUCCUCCUCCCCUUCCACGUGGGGCCCGCCACGUGGGGAGACGCGAGCUCUGGCGGGCCUCGGCACGGUCCCCCGGGUGGCCCCGGCUCGAUAAGGCCCCCACCACGCCCGCUCAGCCGACCUGCACUCUACUCGGCCCCGAGGCUCCAACUUCCUCCUGGGCCCCGCGCAGGCCACGGGUGCUGUCCCAGGCUCGUGAGGUCAGGCGCGGGCCGGCCACAGGGGGCACUUGCGCUCCCAGAUCCCAGAUCCGGGAGACCGUGCCAGGGAGGUAGCGCUGGCUGCGGGUGCGCGCGGAGACUGGUCUGUGUGCUGGAACUUGCCACGAUGUGUUCGCUACGAGAAGCCAAAUGUUUUUACACAUUUAGAAAUGUCUUUCUGUUGUCUGAAUGUCGCUGGGGCUAUUUUGAAAGCCUUGCCUUGGUCAGGUCACCAGCCUCUCUGAGGCCUUGCGGGCCCAGGGGUCGCGUGUGCAGUGCCAUUUCGCGAUCACGAGUCCACAAGUGUCUCGGUGCAUUGCGAUUGAAAUCUGGACUCUCAACGACCAUGGGACACAGCGGCCGCGCGAGACUAGCCAGUAUCUGGGCUGGAUUCCUUGGCCAUGACCCGCAACAUCUGAGCGCUGUCCCCGGAAGGGAGCCGGCUCCCUGCGCUCAGGGCCCCCCAGGCUUACCAGACUUUAAGCGCGCGUCUUCUAAGGACCCCUGUGGCGCUAAACAGAGCCCUUGUAUGCAAUUGUUUUAAAAAUCGUUUGGGGUGCUAGCGACUGGAUUGAGAUGUUAGGUUGUAUGAUCGAGAGGGGGUGUCCAAGGUCACAACUUUGAAGACCACAGGGACCGCCAUUCAGAGAGCCACGUAAAGUGGUGUGGGUGGCCUCCUCCGGUCCUACGCGACCGGAGAAAUUUAUAGCAGAGGCCUCCGAGCCCCUAAACCCAUCGCUGAGCGUUCUUCAGAGCCCUGCCUUUCUCGGGCUUUAUCACGGCCUGUUUGUCUUAAACCGAACACCCAGAUGCCGGCCGUGAGACUGGCAAUGUGGGGUUUCUAUGUUUUGUAGCCAAACUGGGUUUUAAAACUAGAUUUAAAAUCUUUUCUGAAAGGUAAAACGGGUAUGGUCCCUCUCAGACAAACCUUUCAUGAUAUUCCCGUGCCCCCAAUAGUCCAGGGACUGGUCUUGAUGUUCUGUGAAAGGUAUACACCCGACUCUGACCCAGUUGUCUCCAUCUUCCAGGGCUGUGUGUGCUCACAGAUUCCUCUUAAGAGUUCACUUUUUCCCAGCAGCUUCGCUCCAGGUCCAUGAGGCCCAGGACUUGCUGGCAAAUUGACCUUGUCCAUACCAGGGCUUCUGUGUCACCAAUGCCUGCUUUCUGGUCCUACCUAUGGUAGUUCCUGUUCUUUUGUUUCUCAGAUCUUUACCCUUUGUGGUCCCCUAUUCUCACCAAGAAACCACAGUCAGCUGGCUUUUCCUAUUGCUUCUUCAGCUUUCCUGCGGUCUGAUUUUGAAUUCCACUUUAGAAAAAUGCUUCCGUGGACACUGCAGGAUGCCUCAGCCUACAAGGCUGCUAUCAAGCCAGAGGAUCUGAGUUCAGUCCUUAAAGGCUGGGUGAAGACGGAAGGAAAGAGUAGACCAAGUUGUCUCAGACCCCUGCAUGAGUGCCACAUAUCACACAACAAUAAAAUGCUACCCUCUUUCUUAUGAA